This is a messenger RNA of Phaethon lepturus (White-tailed tropicbird), 1022 nucleotides long. RefSeq names its product fucosidase, alpha-L- 1, tissue (gene FUCA1). The annotation marks the transcript as partial. Gene Ontology annotation, biological process: glycoside catabolic process; fucose metabolic process. Lineage: Eukaryota; Metazoa; Chordata; Aves; Phaethontiformes; Phaethontidae. Gene Ontology annotation, cellular component: lysosome. The transcript is spliced from 7 exons. Gene Ontology annotation, molecular function: alpha-L-fucosidase activity. The record is from RefSeq and is a predicted model, not a curated record.
GUACGUGGUACUGACCACGAAGCAUCAUGAAGGCUUCACCAACUGGGGGUCGCCUGUGUCCUGGAACUGGAAUUCUCUGGAUACGGGGCCCCACCGAGAUCUUGUAGGAGAGCUGGGACAAGCCCUCAGGGAGAGCAACAUACGCUAUGGACUGUAUCACUCUCUGUUAGAGUGGUUUAAUCCACUCUAUCUAGCUGACAAAGAAAGUGGCUUCAAGACCCAGAACUUCGUUUUAAAGAAGGCAAUGCCAGAACUUUAUGAUCUUGUCUUAAAAUAUAAACCAGAUUUGAUUUGGUCGGAUGGAGACUGGGAAGCUCCGGAGUCGUACUGGAAUUCUACCUCUUUCCUUGCCUGGCUUUAUAACGAUAGUCCUGUCAAGGACACUGUUGUCGUUAAUGAUCGUUGGUGUAAUAACUGCUCUUGCCAUCAUGGAGGCUACUACAAUUGUGCUGACAAAUACAAGCCAGGGACCCUGCCAACUCACAAGUGGGAGAUGUGCUCCUCCAUUGACAAGCUUUCUUGGGGCUAUCGAAGCAACAUGAAUAUUGCUGAGUUAAUGGAUGAAGCAAGCAUCACUGAGGAGCUAGUGCAGACUGUGAGUUUUGGAGGCAACUACCUUCUCAAUGUGGGACCUACAAAAGAGGGGGUGAUUGUUCCCAUCUUCCAAGAAAGACUUCUGGCCCUUGGGAGGUGGCUGGACACUAACGGGGAGGCAAUUUAUGAAUCGCAGCCAUGGAGAGUACAGAUGGAGAACAACACAGACACGGUCUGGUACACGUCUAAGGGACCAGUUGUCUAUGCCAUCUUUCUGAUCUGGCCUCGGGAAAAUAUUUUGGAGCUGUCCUCGCCUUCUCCAUCCCCAGCCACACACGUGACCAUGUUGGGUUUUGCCGGGACUCUGAAGUGGCAGAAGUCCCCAGGUAAAGGACUUCUCAUAACUUUGCCUUACAUGCUUCCAUCUCCUCUACCUCCUCAGUCUGGCUGGACUCUCAAGCUUGAGGGUGUGAAGUGAUGGCUGCGGG